AUGUCAUCCCACCUGCCUCUUUUGCUCCAUCCACUGUUGAAUGCCAUCUUCAACAACCCGAGCCCAGACGAUUCCCCCCUGAGGGAGGUAUAUCCGCAGUUGCUGAACGGUUGGUCUGAUGGGACGGUGAUACUGAUCCCACCAUUGGAUCUGUUGUUGAAUUACACUGAGCAUGAGAGCGAGGUGCCCUAUAACGAACUGUGUUACUCACAGGACUUUGUCAAAGACCAUGUGCUGGUGACUCAGGAGAACAAGAAUGCUAAGCUGUUCAGGACUCUGAGCGAUAAAGAAGUGCUCAUAAAGAAGGAUACCCUGUUCACAGGGAAAGGAUUCAAGAAGUCGAUAAGGCUGAAUGUGCUGAGUUGUGAAUACUUCCAGAACUUCACAGAUUACUUCCCAAAGGGAAGACGGUUCAUGCUCAUGUACAUAGACGGCACGUUGUUUGGAACACCACGCAGAACAACGUCAUUUGAACUGAUUUCGCCUUCUACGAGUAAGACGAUGCACGUUGUUCUGUUUGAACAGCUUCUGAGAACUUUCCCCUUGAUUGCAAAGAGCGUUGGGGAACAAUACCAGGACUUAUUCAGAACGUUUAGUGUUAGAGAGGCUCAAGACUUGGAUUCCUUGAUUUCACUGUUCCAUGAUGCCGUGGAACAGGCGUCUCUCAUAUUUGAGACUUUAAGUCCUGAAUUGGUGCGGUUGAUAAUUGACGUCUCACCACAUAUAGAUUUGAACGAAUGUGUUCACAACUAUGUCGAAUUGAACUUGCACGACAAGAUAUGGAGAAGGCUCUGUGAAUUAUACCCUGAUAGUAUUGGAGAUAAGUAUCUUCUACUAACGAAUAUAAGCUUGAACCAGGUUUCAUUGCCAGAGAAAUUCAAGAGUGAUCUCAAAUUGCAGUCUAUCUUGGAAAAGAAAAUCACCAAGGCCAUAGUUGAGUUUCAAAAACUGGAACUGACAACUGAUACCUCUUCUAAAAUAGAAGUGUUUGUCAAUACGAUAGCACUGCUAUCGAAAACUGAUGAGAUUACGAUAGAUGCAGAUACUUUGGUGGGGCUUUUACUCAUUGUCGUUGUACAGACUGGAGUUCCGCAAAUUGCAAACCAUCUGCUAUACGUUCAAAGUCUUUCCUACAAGGAGAUAAACACUGGUAUGAUUGGUUAUUCGUUAUCUACUUUCGAAGGGUUGAUCUACUACCUGAACGAUCACUCCAAUUUGAAAUCCCUGCUGAAUUAUUCAGAAACCAAUAAAAGGGUAUUUGAAUAUAUCGACACCAAGGAGUUGUUGAAAUUGAAGCAGAUUGCGGACUCCUUCAAUGACGAAUUUGAAUCUUCCUUGAAAAGUCGCACAGUUCAGGGAGAAUCCCUACUGAUGCUGGCCAUCCAUUCUAACGACUACGAUACUUGGAAACUGUUGAUUGACUACGAAGAGAUAUUUCCAUUGGAGGAUAUACUGGCAGAUCAAACAGUCACCGACAUCAAUUUGUUGAAUGCAGCGUUGAACUAUGAAAACUUUGACAUCAUUGAUGAAAUUGUCGAUAUACUUCUCACGUCGUGUACCAAUGAUGAACUCAUACGGUACUUGAACAUGAAAGACACUCAUCACAGGACAAUUGGACACUAUCUGUUCCAUUACCAAUCUCUCAUCCCCAAAUUGGGCCCUUUCAUCGACUGGACAAUGAAAGAUUUAAAUGGACAGACACCUCUAUUUGCCAUCUGCAGAAGCUACGAUGUUACAAACUACAAUGAGCUUAUUGAGACCGUUUUCAAGACUAUUACCAAGUGGUACGACGAUAACGGGUCCGAAUUUGACUAUGAAGACCAUGUUGAUUUGCGUGGGAACACCUUGUUGCAUAUUUUGAACUCCAAGAUUGACGUUUUAUUGCAAAACAGAAGGGUCAAUGUGAAUGAGUCAAAUAAAAAACGUCUUACACCUCUUAUGGUUUAUGCCAAAUACAAUAGGAUCGAUAAUGUUAGAGAGAUCCUCAAACAACCGUCUGUUGAAGUAAGCAAGACUGACAAGCAUUUCUUCACCUGUCUUGAUCACUCAAAGAAUUCUGUUGUUUCCCAGUUGAUUGAUACUCAUUACCUAAAUGAUACCAUCCAACCAGUGGAUGCAAAACAACUGGGAUUGAUAAGGGUCAAGCUUGAGAAUAACAUAUGGAAAAUCGUCAUUAGAGCUCAUUACGAUGGAACUGAAUACUUCAUAACGCAUCCCUUCAAGGACUUCAAGCACCUUGUCGAGAUAUUAAAGAUGGAAUUCCCAAAUACAUUCUUACCACUUGACUACAGCUUGAAGAAUUUUGAGAUGAUUCUGAACUUUUCAAGUUUCAACAAGCUCAAGUUGAACAAGGUUAUUGAUGAUUUGAAUAUAUUCCUCCAAGCGUUGCUAUUCAAUAAGCCCAUGGCAAAGAGUGAUGUAUUAUGGGAAUUCCUCACACAGAAGGAAUUUGACUACCUUGAGUCAGCACAAAGGAUCACUACACAGAGGCAAAAGCUGUUGAAUGAGACGUGGAGUGAUAUCGUUCUACAGCCAGAAGAGAUCAGCGAGAUCAAUUUCUUUCUCAAGUUCAGUGCCAAAGAGCUGAUGAAGUUGAGAGGUUUAUAUGACAAGCUCUAUAAAGUUGUUUGCUUUAAGUCAAGAAAGAGAAUUGAGAUCAAAUAUGCCAUGGAACUCUUUGCAGAUGCUAGCUGUGGAUCAAAUCGUGAACUUGAGUACCUUUGCAAGAUCUUACAAGAUAGCGUGAAGGAGCUCAAUUUUGAUGAGGAAUUGUGUGAUAAAGUGUUGUACCUAUCCCUCUCGUGUGAGACAAUGAUUACUAGGAUCAACGAACUGAUGAACACCAAGAUCUUCAGAUGGUGGAAACUAUACGGGGAGCUGAUAGAGCUGAAUAAUACGUACAAGAAGUUCAAGUUUGUCGAGUUGAGGAAGACCCAUGGAAUUGAGCAGGCGAACGAAGUUGCUGGGCUGGUUGACGUUAAUGAAGAGAGCUUCCAGGAUUUGACCUCAUCUACAAGCUUUGAUAGCACUUUGACUAAGACGACAAAGAAACCGAAACCGGGAUUCUUGACGAAUUUCAUAGAGUCCAAAAGGAGUAAGUUUGAAGGUAAACUCUUGACUAGUUUGAAAUCGGUUAAACAUGAGUUGUCAGCUUUGAAUAAGGAUAUCAAGUUCAACCAUGAAGCUAUUGCUAUGGAGAUGAACAACUUUGUAAACUUCAAGACAGAUUUCUUGAAGUUGAUUAUCAAGAAGUACGUGAAAAGACGGAUUCAAGACACAAAGUUCUCCACAUUGAUGUUAGAGAGAGGGUUAUCGGACGUGCGUUUAUAG
This is a messenger RNA of Williopsis jadinii, 3330 nucleotides long. RefSeq lists its product as uncharacterized. Gene Ontology annotation, molecular function: guanyl-nucleotide exchange factor activity; phosphatidylinositol binding; SNARE binding. Gene Ontology annotation, cellular component: early endosome; late endosome; tubular endosome. The coding region runs from base 1 to 3330 and encodes 1109 amino acids. Lineage: Eukaryota; Fungi; Ascomycota; Saccharomycetes; Phaffomycetales; Wickerhamomycetaceae. The transcript is spliced from 2 exons. The record is from RefSeq and is a predicted model, not a curated record. Gene Ontology annotation, biological process: early endosome to late endosome transport.